AAAAGUUUUAUCUGUGCGAUUAACUGAUUUUUACUUUUUGUGCUUGCAUUUGUGUUUCUUAAAAGGUUAAUUCUUUAAAAUAAUAUUAUAUAAAUAAUCUAAGUUACUCCUGUCAUUGUUUAUAUCUUUUUCUUCACAUUAUGUGAUUGUAUUAUUUUAUUACAUGAUUGACAAUUUGCUAACAAGCAAUACAAAAUGUCUGACGAUAUUGAUAUAGAGGAGCACGACAUCCUGGACAACCCUCAGAUCAAGGACAUGCUGCCGCAGAUCAUCAGCAUCAAGUCCGAGCCUCUGGAUUUGGAUGAAGAAGAAUUCGAUGAAUAUGACAACUCCCAUUACGAGUACACUGAAGAUGACGGGACUCCAAAUCCAGAUCUAGAAGAAUCCACAGAACUGAUCUACCACAGCAACAACAAGAUUAUUUUGGGAUCGAAACCAGCUGCACCGGUAAGCAAUAUACAUUCCCAGGUUAGGAUACUGCUAGAAGACUGGAGAGAAAGAUUGGAAAGCAGCGAUUGUUACUGCAAAGAAUGCCAAAUACUUUUCGCCACCAGGAAUGGCAUUGAUUCCCAUAAUAUGGCCAGCCACUCGUUUCUAAUUCCUUUAGAGGAGGAAAUAAUGACUAACACAGCUAGAAAGUCCACAACUCAGACACAAGGCAACAUAUAUACAGCUAGAAAAAGUACAAGCUUCGUAUCAAUGAAUGUUGCUCGCAAAAGCACUCAGCCACUUUUUAACGUGGCUAAGAAAACUACAGCGCGAAAAAGCACUGUCACACCCAAAAGUACAACAAACACGGCCAGAAAAAGUACCAGUGCAAUGGCCAGAAAUGUAACAUCUGAUAUUGUUAAAAAGGUGGACAUUGUAGGAAUUACUAGUACUAAAUAUUGUAAUCAUUGCAACAAACAUUUCUCGGACAACACACUUCUUAUAACACAUCUAUACGAACUAUUAACAUCUAAUUCCAAUACAGACGAUGCUAAAAAUAAUGAUAAAGGAGAAGACGUACCAAAGACGUCGAGAAUCCCGUAUCAAUGCUACAGGUGUUCUGUAUGCUCGUGUUAUUAUCGAAACCUUAAAAAAUAUCAGGCGCAUAUGAAAAUGAAUCACAAUCAAGUCACAUUAACAAACGAAAAAACAGUGCCUUACGUACCAAAAUGUCUCUUAUGCGGUACAACAUUCAAACACUUCCCGAGUUACAACAAACACAUAAAACAUAUGCACUUUAGAAUUUUUAGAAGCAAAAUUGAUAGAGCCAACACAAAAAUUCUGUGUACCGUUUGCAAAGAGACUUUCGCCAAUGUUAAGACGGCGAGACGCCACAGAGCACUGCUGCACCCGGAAUUUAUUAACAAAAAUAUAUUAAAGACUAUUAAAGGGAAAUGUGCGAAAACAUCACAAACUAUAUCUACUGACUGUGAUGAAUUUGUUAAGAAAACUCCUACCAGCAAAACCACUGAUAGUGUAAACUACAAGUUCCCUAUACCAAAAUCAGUCCUGUUCAAAUGUAACGAAUGCCAAACUCACUUUAUGAGCUGCGCCUCUUCCGUGGGCCACGUGAAUUGGUGCCGCCAAGGCUUAGGGAAUAAAGCGCCCAAUGUAGCUUGCAGCAAAUGCAAGCGCCUAUUUAAAUCCGCUGACAUCGAUGCCCAUUACAAACAGCACACCUUUACUGAUAAGCUAAGAAUUUAUAUAAUACAUGACCACAUGCAUUCGAGAGUCGCAUGUCGAUGUCCCAAAUGCAAUUUGUAUUUCGACGAAAAGAAAUUUCUCAGUCACUUCAAAGCGGGCUGUAUCAAGUCGAAACCAGUCCUCUGUACGGUCUGCAAUCUUAAUUUUCACAAAAACAGUAUAAUAUACCACCGAAAGAUACACCAUAUUAGAAAAUUCAUCCGUGCUGACUUCAUUUUAGUCGAAUUCAUAGAUAAUACUCUGAAGAGUUUGAAGAGAAAAUUGGACACAGUCGAAGCGAGUCCUAAACUUUUAAAGAAGGAAGGAACAAAUUCUAAGUUUCCAAAAGAAUACUACGGCCCAAAAGUUCUUCUGUAUUGCAGUAUUUGUGAAACCUAUUUUAGAACAGUGACAACUCAUAGAAACAAACAUUACCACUUGCAAGGGGGAUGCAGGGAAUCAACCAAGUUUCAUUGCGUGUACUGUGCUUUGACUUUUAGGACUAUUACUUCUUUGCAUAUACAUCUGAAUGUUCACAAGACACCAAAUGUUAAAUUAAGCGACUUUACGUUUCUCAGUCUCAGAGAUAAAAAGCCAAUUGUUCCUCCAUUACCUGAUCUUCCUUUCUGCGAAACGUGCAAAGUUUUCACUGUAAAGAAAAAAGCACAUGAAUGUAAUAGAGUGAAUAUUAAAAAAUGCAACAUAUGCCGCAAGUUCUAUGAUGAAUUGACAUAUAAUAUUCAUUUAACUUACCAUAAAUACAAAAUAAAGAGUAAUAAAGAUGUAGCAGGUAAAAUGCCCACACUAAUGGAGAAAUACCAAUCGUUAACGACUACAUGGAACAUUUUGUACACGUGCGAAUCAUGCAACACGACGACUGAUUCGUACGACAAAGUAAUAGAACAUUGUCAGAAUCAUUUCAGUAAUCUAGAACAUUAUGAUGUAACGAUAAAGAAUUGCAACAUUUGUGGUCUCAACUUCGACAUGCCGUGUUACUUGAGGCACCUCGAGGUGCAUAAAGGUUACCAAAGCAUAAAUCGAGAGUCGUUCAAGAUUUUGACAUUCGAUUACAGUAAAUUAUUUUCAACGAAAUGGUUGGAAUUGUUCCAAAAUAUUUCCACAAUACAGACGCAACAGAUCUUAGCCAAGAGUAUAUACGUGGCAAUUGAUGUGAAGAUGCGACUUUUGGCAGACGGUUUUCCCGAGUUGACCAUUUAUAAAUGUAAAAAAUGCAAUAUCUUCGUUGAUCCCGACAUCGUUUCGGACCAUGUGCAUAGCAAUUCGUGCUGUAAUUCUGAACAGUACGAAUGCUCUACCUGCUACAUACCUUUCACAACAUUAUUAGGCCAAAAGAAACACGAGAAACUGCAUAAUACUUGGGGAGAGGAUAAAUCUUUUAGGGUUGUCGGAUUUAACGAGAUUCAAGAUGAAGAAUUCAAUGAAAUUUUAAAAAUGAAUAAGGACGAAUCGAAAGAUAACACCAGGAAUGAAUAUCCGGAUUAUUACGAGGAUGCCGAAGUGCAGAAUGAAUCUGAUGAGAAAUUCAAAAUUAAAAAGAAGUAUAAAUUAUACAAAUGCAUUAAAUGUAAUAUAACAUUAUUGAGUAAUAUAAAAUUGAAAGGUCACGUGUGUGUAAAUGUAAAAGAUACAAAAGUUUGCGAUAUAUGUAACCACGUUUAUCCUAGAGGACGGAUUAGGAAACAUUUAAAAUAUCAUAGUAUGCAUCCGAAAUUCACUAAAGGCAACAUUGUAACAGUUUUAUUCGAUCCUGAUAAAAAGAAUGCAAUAGUUCUUCAACGGAAUACACAAACGUCAGCACGGGAUGAAAAGGGUAAUUCUAUUGCGAACAGUUCCGACAAUGUUUUUAAUGUAUACCAGUGCAGAUGCGGGUUGCAUUUUACUUCGGAACAGAGUUUGGGCAUUCAUAUAGAUGUGUGCUCCCCAGAAGUUGUUAUACCUAAAGAGAAUUGCAGCAAAUGUGGACUUUUGUUCCCGACUCAAUCGUUAGUGAGCCACUUGUGCAGUCACCACAGCAAAGGAGAAAGCACAAUAGUGGUGAAGCAAUUUGUGACAUUCUACAAGUGCGGUCUAUGCAAAUUACUAUUCAGUCACAUGCCAACUCUCACCAAGCAUCUAAAGUCUUGCGAUUCCUCGCCGAUAUCGGAAAGAUGCACCAUCUGUAAUAUGGAUUUCCACAGACAAGUAAUCACUGCGCAUAAAGCAAAACACCGUAGAGUAAAGAAUAUAGAGAAGAGACCAAUUGAAAUUAUAACAAUCAGUAAAAACGGUAAUGUUAUUAAUACUGAAGUAGUCGAUUUACAAACAUCGAGCGGUAAUGAUGAGAUAUGGAAAACCAAUGUUGAAAGCAAAGUUGUUAAGUCGUCCAGAACAUUAUAUAAAUGCGCCAGAUGCGACAUUCACUACAUGACUGAGAAGUCUCUCAGAUACCAUAUAGAUAUGAAACAUGCCAUACAAGGAGUUGCAAAGUGUCCUAUCUGCGAUCUUACAUUUACAAGGCAUUCAAUAAACAGGCAUACAUACACUCACCAUAUUUUACUAAGAUGUAGACUCGAAGAUUUUAAUGUGAUUAGCAAAUCGACUGUAGAGCCACGUGUUUCUUUCAAAGAGGAGAUAGAUUCUGACAGAGAUACGACCUUAGACGAUGAAGAUGACAGUAAGACAUAUAUUCCCAAAAGAAAGGUUAAAAAUAAGCAAGCACCAAAGGCGACGUCCAUAGACUUGAACAGUUACAAUGAAAAUCUCUACAAGUGUUCAAUUUGUUCUGUAUGCUUCUUGGUACAGAGUUCAUUGAUGAAACAUCAGUCUAAAAACGUACACACAAUUAGGUCAGAACAAUGCUCAAUGUGUGGUUGUUAUUUCACAAUAAAGUCGUUGAUACGACAUAAGUAUAUACACCAUGAGAAAUUACAGAUCAUGGAAUUUUACGUUCACGGCGAUGGGACUAGCCCUAAAAUCGUUACAACCAAAUACAAAUCCAAAAUAGAUAAAGAUGCAUGCAACAGUUCUAAAAUAUCUGGUACGGAUUAUGAUGAUUCAUUAGAUAGUAAAUCUAAUGCUGAAAUGGAUAACACUUCAAAUAUUUCUAUAACCGACACGAAAAAUAUGGAGAUAACGAAAAAAAUAAUAGAUCAAUCCAUGGAAACGGAUGCAAACUACUACAGUAAUAAACUUUACAAAUGUUUAGUGUGUUCCUUGUGUUUUUUGAGGCCGACCACGCUGUCGAGGCAUGAAUAUGUCAACAAACACGAACAGUCGAGAGAAGAAUGCACGACGUGCGGCUAUUAUUUCACAAAAAACUCAUUGAUGCGACAUCAGUACGUGCACCAUGAGAAAUUACUUAUUAAAGAAUUUGACAUUGUUACCAAUAGUGAAGAUUCUAAAUCCAAUUCAAUAUUAAAAGACAAAGAAACGGCCAAUGAUUCUGAAAUAUCUAAUAAUGAUGACAAGGAACCGGUAGAAAUGUCGAAUGCUUCAGAUGAUGAGAGUACUGAGAAACGUGCGAUGACACAGUACAAGUUGUCACAGUCGGUCCUUUCGAAGCUAGAUGUGUGGAGGUAUAACAAAAAUUUAUAUAAAUGUAGCGUGUGCUCAGUGCACUUCCUCAAAGAGCACACUUGUCUGAACCAUCUCAAAACAUCCGACCAUAAAUCAGUAACGGUGGAUUGCGGUACGUGCGGCCUCAACUUCAGUAAUUACAGUCUUCCCCGACAUAUCUACAUCCAUCACGAGAAACUAAACUUGAAACGUGAAGACUUUGUUAUUUUCAACAUAACUUUGAAUGUUUUAGACGAUGUAAUAAAAGAAGUUGCACAACCCAAUACUGAAGACCAAAAUGUAUCCGAUAAAGUCUCAAAGGAAAACCUAGUAUCACAAAGUAACACUGCAGACACUGUAGACAAAGACAAGAGUGUAGUUUCAAAUAAACCCUCAGCAUCGACUAGAAAAUAUAAAAUAGAGUUAUUCAAGUGCGGAGAUUGUAAUGUUUUCUUUUUAACGCGGAAAUACUGCUGCCAACAUGUAUACGACCAUACGCCGCUGCUUGCGAAAGACUAUAUUGAAUGCAAACUAUGCGGUUUUCAAUUUAAAACAGUUUCUCUCUAUUUGCAUAUGAAGAAACAUCAUAACACUGAUUUUAAUUUAAAAGACAUAUUAAUAGAAGAGUACCGUCAAGAUCUGAAGAAUGGUGAGCCGCAAAUAGAAAUCUAUUACGCCGAUGAUAGAGAUCAAUCUGGAUUGGUUAGCACUACAGCCGAGAUUAGUGACGCUGCGACUGAAAUUAAAAAUGCAGAAACACCAAAUACAAUAGAACAAGUUAAUACGAAUGUAGACGUAGAAAAUGAUAAAAAUGACAGCGCCAGUGUUAACGACGAUUCAAAUUUUAAUCAAUUAGCUGUAAUAGAUAGUGAUUCCAAUAUAAAUAAAUUAUCAAAUGUAAAUAUUAACACAGAUGAUAAUAGUAAUCCAAGUGGACUUAUAGACAAUAAUAAUGUAGAAGUAAUUAAUGAAAUAGCAACCUCGACACCACAACCAAAACAAACAGAGAAAGACAGCGAUAUUAGAAAACAGGUUACAGACAAAUGUGAAGAUGCAGAUAAAGGAUUAGAAAAUAACAUUGUAAAAAUUGAAAAUGAUAUAAUACAAUGUAAUUACUGUACAGAGACAUUCAAAAAUCAAAGAGCCAGAGAGUUCCACGAGAGCUUGGACCAUUUAGACGAGCCGCAGAACUGUCAGAUAUGUGGGAAAAGUUUGAACUUGUCCAUUUUGAAUGAACUACACUUGAGCAUAAAGGAGGGCAUGUUCACGUGUUGUAUUUGUAAUGAAAAGUAUAAUGUCAAUGAAAUGAGCGAUCACAGUGCGACACAUCAGGUAUUAGACAAAGACAUUUGAUUAUAACACGUCUUGUUUAUUACUGGGGAAAGGGAAAUGGGAAUGUUCAGUUGAUAUAGAAGGUCGUAUUACAAGAAAAUACGUAAGUAUUACAUGAUGAUGAUGAUGAUUACAAGAAAAUAGCUAAAUUUGAGAUAGAUACUGUUGAUCCCAAAGGUUGACUGGUAGAGUAUGCUACUAGCAUUAAUUCCGCCUUUCGAGCCAUAUUUUGUUUGAUCAUUAAAGUUAUUUAAAUUAAAUGAACAGAUCUAGACAUCCUACUAUCUUAUUACAAAAGUAUGCCUAAAAUCUGUCUGGGUCUAAGUAAGAAAAAGUAUAUGUCUUUAAAAAUAAAAGGGGUUUAAAGUAAAAAAAAAAAAAAGAUUUAGUUGUUGCGAAACAUUUGUAAGGACACGAUGAGGUCGAUUCUGAAGCGCCAUUUGUCUAAACUUAUAAAUAAAAUUUAAAAAUGGAGAACAUUUCGAGAUAGGUUUAGCGAAAUGGCGUCGUGGAAUCGGCCCCAAAGUUAUCGUAACACUUCUAUCACAGUUCUAUCUCCAAAAUUUUAAAUUUGAAUUUCAUAUUGCAGUAAAAUUAUUAGCUAUUCUUUGGGCCAAUAUUUGGCACAUAUCUACUUUAAUUAUUACACUGUAUUGUCUCUAUCUUUCAAAUAUAGACUUUAGUGUAAAAGAAAGAGGCAAAACAACGUUAAAUAGCUAAAAUUUUUUAUGAAAACGGGGGUAUUUUUUGUAAAUUGCAUAAUAACUUUAAUUCUUGAUAAUCCAUAACCAUAAGUCUUGCUACACUAUCGAAUUAACUUGAAGAAAUAGUAGCUCAGGAUGGACUUCGGUCUUUAAGCUGUUUAGAAAAUAGUUGAAAUAUUGAAAUUGAAAAUUGGACAUUGCAAAUUGUAUUUCCCUUUAAUUUUAUUGAUGAAUUAUGAUGAUUAAGUAUUUGUCCUACCUCAGUUUGUGAGUAGAAUGUACUUAGCUGUUAAUAUUUAUUACUUUACAAAAGUAUAAGGCGUAGGUGAUACAUACCAAUACUCUAUCUAUUGAAGUCACAAUAUCUAUAUAAUAACGGAUACAUUAGAUAUCAGUUAUUAAAUACUAUAUACAGAACUGAAUUCCAUCGAAAUAUCCGGCUAGUGUGGGCGAUAUCGAAAUGGAGUUAUGUCUUUGUUUUUCCCUCGCCAAUAUCCAACUCAAUAUAUAGGUAUUGGAGUCGAUAUCCACGUUUGCUGAGAAUAAAUAUGUACGUAGGACCGACGCUUCCGUGAAUUCAGUAAUUACUGUGCUACACUGCCAGCCCGCGUCCUGUUUAAAGUUAGGGCUCGCAAGUGACAGAUACUGCAUUGAGAGCUUACAGCUCGCUCACUUGUAGCGUAAAAGAAUAUGUGACAACCCUCCCAAUUUUAUUGUGAAUAAUUUUAGUAUAUAAGUAUAAUUUAUAUUGAUAAGUUCAAAAGCUGAAGUUGUCUAUUCCAGAAAUACUUUUUUUUUUGUAUUAGAUACUCAGUGCUUCUUAUUAGUAAUAUAUCUGUUAAGGCAUACAUAUUUUUAUAUCUAAUAUCUAAGGGACCUUUUUAUGCAAAACAGACGUACCUAAUAAGGUUUUUUAAGGGUUGACAACGCGCGCUUGACAUCCCUUAUCUUACAGGCGUCCAUAGAUUACGCUAACCCUGUUUACUAUCAGACGGGCCGAUUGCUUGUUCGCCACUAAAGUAGUUUAAAAAAAAAAGGUGUUACAAAUACGACUAUGAACUUGUUCAAUUUAUAAUGAUUUGUAAAUAUUACUUUAAUUGUAUGAAAUAUAUAUAUAUUUUUUAAGUUACUGCUGAUUUUAAAAAUUUUGCUGCGAUUAGUGAUUACUCUGUGGUUGCGAAUGUAUCGUAUUUUGUAUUAGUUUACAUUUGUCACUUGUGGUGUUUUUGACGUUUUGUAAAUGUCAAAAUUGGCGGGAAGUGCAUGUAGUAAAUGAGGUUGAUUAUGUAAUACAUCAUUUUUUUCCUUUAUUCAUAUAUGUCGUGAGUUUAAAAAUUGGAUAAAAUCGUACUUUUUUUUUAUUUAUUCAGACUAAUUAGUGAGCGACCAUCCUAAAAGUUACAUGAAAAUCAUAGACAAUGGUACCGGUUCUGAAACGUCGUUUUCAAAAUCUAACCUAAACCUAGUAUUUUAAUACGAUAGUUUCGCGAAAUUACUGUUGUCUUGAACCAUCGUUAACUAAGUUUAUAAUAAUUUUAAUUUAAAUAUUAAAUUGAAAUUUUAAAUUUAGAGAUAGGAAUAGAGAAUUGGCGCUUCAGAAUCGACGCAAAUGUGCAAAAAAAAAAUAGACGCAAGUCAUGUGGUAUACAAAUAUACCAGACUUCUUAUUCUCGCUUCAUUACUAGUGACUAAAGUAAGAAGUAGGGAUAUAUAUAUAUAUAUAUAUAUAUAUAUAUAUAUAUAUAUAUAUAUAUAUAUAUAUAUAUAUAUAUAUAUUGGCCCACUAACAUAUAUGAAAAAUGGAAAUUAAUGAAGAUAUCUGACCGGUAUAGGCGAUAUCGUAAUGAGAUGAUGUUUUUCUCCGCCAUCAGUGUCCAGAGGAACCCAAUAUAUAGAUAUCGGUACGAUACCGGUAUUACCAUACCUAUCCAUAAGUGUACAUUAAUAUGGACCGUUUAUUUUGAAAGUGUGUAAGUCCAUUUUCUUUUGUUUUGGGAAAAUUAAAGGUUACUAUAUUUGUUGAUUUAAAAAUACAGGCAAAUCAUACGAGGUCUGGCAUUGUUUCUAUUGUUUUAUCAACAUUUAAUUUGUUUAUAUAAAUUUGUUUUUGGCUAAUUAGACUACGAAAACACAUAUUUAUGUGCUGUAAAUGGACUUACACCACUUUCAGAAUAAACGGUCCAUAUAUAAAAAUUAUAUCUAAAAUUUUCUAGUAAAACCUAACAUUUACAAACUUAAUAGUAAAAGUCCGAAAUGUUAUGUAUUUAUAUUUAGUUAUGAAUCCGAUUUGGGGCUUUUACUGUAACAUUUAUAUAUACACAACACUAUAAAUAACAUAUGGUAAAUAAAUUGAAAAUGGAUUAAAAGGAUGUAUCCAAAGCCGUAAACCUAUCAAAUAAAAAAUAAAAAAAAAAAAAUUAUACACAGCUAUUGUUCUAGUUCUAAGAAACGAUAGAAAUCUUGUAACUGGCUGUCGCAUGUUGUUGAUGCGCUGAUUUAUUGUUGUGACAUUUUUUUUUCUUUUUGUAAAUUAAAGACCUGUAAUGGAGGCCAGUAACUGUUGAGAGUUUUAUGCAUUUAUUUUAUAAUAAAACAAGUGAAAAAUUA
Molecule: messenger RNA, 9869 nt
Organism: Galleria mellonella (greater wax moth)
Lineage: Eukaryota; Metazoa; Arthropoda; Insecta; Lepidoptera; Pyralidae
Product: zinc finger protein Xfin-like
Exons: 3
Coding region: 196-6579 (2127 amino acids)
Biological process (GO): regulation of transcription by RNA polymerase II
Cellular component (GO): nucleus
Molecular function (GO): RNA polymerase II transcription regulatory region sequence-specific DNA binding; DNA-binding transcription factor activity, RNA polymerase II-specific
Source: RefSeq, a predicted model, not a curated record